AUGUCAUUUUCAAGAUUAAACUCUAGUGAAGAUCCACUUCCAAAAUGCAGUAACACAAAUUCUGCUUCAGAGAAUCCACGUUCAGCUUCUGCCUCAGAGAAUCCACACUCAGCUUCUGCUUCAGAGAAUCCACACUCAGCUUCUGCUUCAGAGAAUCCACACUCAGCUCCUGCUUCAGAGAAUCCACACUCAGCUUCUGCCUCAGAGAAUCCACACUCACCUUCUGCUUCAGAGAAUCCACACUCACCUUCUGCUUCAGAUGAUACAUACUCAUCUGCUUCAGAUAAUCCAAACUCACCUUCAGAUCUAUUCGCAGUUUUUGAUCCAAAGAAUCCACCGAUGUCUAUUGAUGAAAUGGUAGCUAAGUUAAAUCCAAUUUAUGACAUAUCAUCGGAUUCAAAUGAAGAUGCUCCUAAUGUAACGGAAGAACCACAACCAAGAAAAAAAAAUGUACAACGUAGUUUCACUUGCAGUUCUACAGACGUAAUGGAAUUCUUAGCGCUAUUGAAUAAGUAUACUAAUCAACCAGGUGAAAAACCCCAAAAAGUCCUUGUUAGUGAACUAAGAAAAAAAUAUUUUUGGAAACUACGAGAGGUUAGCUGUGAUCCUGAACAGGAACCUUUGGAAGGUAACAGCAGAAUCGAUGAAACCCUUAAACGAAAAUCCUCAUCUGAACUCAUUGAUAAUGAUCCUGAGAACAUGGAAAAGAAAAAACAAUUAUGUGUUCCUCCAGAAAGUACCUGCUCUAAGGAAGACUUGGAAGGUAAGAAGAAUGAUUGA
Molecule: messenger RNA, 780 nt
Organism: Diorhabda carinulata
Lineage: Eukaryota; Metazoa; Arthropoda; Insecta; Coleoptera; Chrysomelidae
Product: sporozoite surface protein 2-like
Exons: 1
Coding region: 1-780 (259 amino acids)
Source: RefSeq, a predicted model, not a curated record